AUGAGGUCCUCAUUCAGCCGCUUCAGCUCCUCAGGGGCUGGUGGAGGAGGGGGCCACUUCAGCUCGUCUAGUGGCUAUGGUGGGGGAGCUGGGGCCUGUGGGAAGGGAGGAGGCAGUAGUUUGGGCUUCAGCUAUGGCGGAGGGCAUGAGGGUGGCUUUGGUGCAGGUUCCCUGGGCUCCAGCUGCAAUGCCGGAGGAGGCUUUGGGGGGCCUGGGGACUUUGGGGGGGCCUUUGGUGGUGAUGCUGGAGGCGGCGGUGGUGGCAUUCUGAUGACGGAUGAGAAGACCAUCAUGCAGAGCCUCAAUUCCCGGCUGGCUUCCUACUUGGCGAAGGUGCAGGUCCUGGAGGAGGCCAAUAUCAGCCUGGAGAGUAAGAUCCAGGAGUGGUAUGACAGGCAGGGGCCCAGGACCUUCCGCCAGGAUUACUUCUCUUAUUACGACGACGCUACUGAGUAUCUCAAGGAACAGAUUGUGAACUUCACAGUGGACAACAGUAAGAUAUUCUUGAAUCUUGACAAUGCUCGCAUGGCACUGGAUGACUCCAGGAUGAAGUUUGAGAUGGAGCAGAGCCAGCGACAAGCAGUGGAUGCAGACACCAAUGGCUUGCGAAGGGUGCUGGAUGAACUGACCAUGCAAAACUCUGACCUGAAGAUGCAGUAUGAAACACUGCAGGAGGAACUGAUAACUCUCAAGAAGAAUCAUGAGGAUGAGAUGAGCCAGUUGACUGGGCAGAACUAUGGGGACGUCAGUGUGGAGAUGAAUGCUACUCCUGGCAAAGAUCUCACCAAGAUCCUUAAUGACAUGCGCCAGGAGUAUGAACAGCUCAGUGCUAAGAACCAUAAGGACAUUGAGCAGCAAUAUGAGACUCAGAUGAACCAGUUUGAGCAGGAGGUGAUGAUUAGUGGCCGGGAGAUGGAGUCCAACAACAAAGAGGUGAUCCAGUUCAGGCACAAAGUCCAGGAGUUGGAGGUUGAGCUUCAGUCUCAGCUCAGCAAGAAAUCCGCCCUGGAGAAGUCCUUGGAAGAUACCAAGAACAGCUACUGUGGCCAGCUGCAGCAGAUCCAGGGGCAGAUCGGUAGCCUAGAGGCCCAGGUCAUUGAGAUCCGGGCAGAGAUCGAGUGCCAGAAUCAAGAAUACAGCCUUCUUCUUAGCAUCAAGACACGGCUGGAGCAGGAAAUUAAGACCUACCGCAAUCUCCUUGAGGGUGGCCAAGAUGACCUGGAAUCUCAUGGAACUGGACAAAUUGGCUUUGGAGGAUCUCAUGGUGGAAGUAGGAGCAGUCAUGGAAGAGGAUCUAGGGGAGGAAGUGGAGGAAGCUACAGAGGAGGAAGUGGUGGUGGCUAUGGUGGAGGAAGUGGAUCCAGGGGAGGAAGUGAAGGCAGCUAUGGUGGAGGAAGUAGUUCUGGAGGAGGAAGUGGAGGCAGCUAUGGUGGAGAAAGUAGAUCCAGGGGAGGAAGUGGAGGCAGCUAUGGUGGAGGAAGUAGUUCUGGAGGAGGAAGUGGAGAUGGCUAUGGUGGAGGGAGUGGAUCCAGGGGAGGAAGUGAAGGCAGUUAUGGUGAAGGAAGUGGAGGUGGUUAUGGUGGAGAAAGUGGAUCCAGGGGAGGAAGUGAAGGUGGUUAUGGUGGAGGAAGUGGAUCCAGGGGAGGAAGUGGAGGCAGCUAUGGUGGAGGAAGUAGCUCUGGAGGAGGAAGUGGUGGCAACUGUAAAGAAGGGAGUGGAUCUGGAAGAGGAAGUGGAUCCAAGGGAGGAAGUGGUGUCAUCUAUGGAGGAGGAAGUUCAAGGUUAUCCCAGUCCCAGUCCGCUUCCUCAAGCUCUGGGGAGCAUGACAAUACACAAGGCUACCCAACUCGAUAUUAGAGCCCCUGUGAACUUCCCAGGCUCUGCCCCAGGAGAGUGUCCUCCAUACAGAAGGACCUUGGAUGAAGCUUGCUCACUACAUUCUGAUAUCGGGCAUAGCUGGCAACAAGUUCUGGGGCCAAUUUGGGCUGACUGGGCAUGUGUGUUUCUGGUUACCAAUUGGCUCCUUCUCCUGGGAGGGUUGGGGAGACCUCUGUUUCUCUGGUCUUGGGGGGUGACCCUAUUCCCUGCCUGAUCCCAACUUCCUAAUAAAGC
Manis javanica (Malayan pangolin) is the source of this 2112-nucleotide messenger RNA. RefSeq names its product keratin 9 (gene KRT9). Gene Ontology annotation, biological process: epithelial cell differentiation; intermediate filament organization. NCBI's taxonomy places the organism in Eukaryota, Metazoa, Chordata, Mammalia, Pholidota, Manidae. Gene Ontology annotation, molecular function: structural molecule activity. Gene Ontology annotation, cellular component: cytoskeleton. The record is from RefSeq and is a predicted model, not a curated record.